AAACAGGAAGUGCAUUUCUCAGCUUCUUCAUGAGCUUUGAAGGCUUUGAAUUUUAUAUUCUACUGGGACACAUUUUCAUCCCUUUUAUGACUUGACCACUGGUGUGGAAAAAUGACCAUCCUUAUUAUGGAGAACAGCACUCCUGCGCAGAUGCCUUCAACCAGUGAAGACGAAUACAAUUAUACAGAAAUAGACUAUGGUGCCAACUACUUGUCAUGUAAAUAUGAAAAACAUGGAGCUGCCUUCCUUCCAGCAGUUUAUUCUGUGUUGUUUGUAGUUGGGAUAAUAGGAAAUGCUCUUGUUCUGUGGGUUGUGCUCUUGCAUGUAAAGUUGAAAAGCAUGACUGAUGUCUGUCUUCUUAACUUGGCCGUCGCUGACUUGCUGUUAGUUUUCUCCCUUCCAUUCCUGGCUCAUAAUGCCCGAGACCAGUGGGUGUUUGGUGAUCCCAUGUGCAGAAUAAUCCUGGGUUCUUACAACAUUGGCUUCUACAGUGGGAUCUUUUUCAUUACACUGAUGAGUGUAGACAGAUACUUAGCAAUAGUCCAUGCAGUGUAUGCACUGAAGGCCAGAACAGCAAUAUAUGGAGGAAUUGCAAGUGUGGUCACCUGGAUAGUUAGCAUUUUGGCUUCAUUUCCUGAGAUCAUGUACAAUACAGUUAAACUUGAGGAAGAGAAAUCCAGAUGUAUGCCUAUGUAUUCUGAAAAUAACAAACAGCCCCUGAAGGUAUUUAGUGAAUUUAAACUUAACGUUCUGGGUCUGCUGCUUCCCUCAGUCAUCAUGGUGUUUUGCUACUCAAUGAUCAUAAGAAGGCUGCUCACAUCCAUGUCAGCCAAGAGGCAUGCCAUCAGACUUGUUCUCUGUGUAGUCAUGGUCUUUUUCUUCUGUUGGACUCCAUAUAACAUUGCAUGUUUUUUUAAUGGCUUACAGCGUCUUAAUAUUGGCUACUCAUGUACAUCCAGCAAGAUACUUUUUUUGAGUCUCCAAAUAACUGAAACGGUGGCCUAUUCGCAUAGCUGUUUGAACCCCUUCAUUUAUGUUUUUGUUGGAGAGAAAUUUAAGAGGCACCUCUCCAGGCUAGUCGCUGGCAGCAUUUGUGAAAACUGUAAAAUCUUGAAAAUGUAUCUGCCUUUAACUGCAAACUCUGUGUAUUCACAGUCAACAAGUAUAGGGGAUAAUUCUACAGGGUUAUGAAAUACUUUUUUAGAUGUGGAUUAUACUGAGGAUUGCUGAGUUUCCAAUAAGCAAAGGCCAGCAGGGGGCUCUCACCCUGCGGUCCAUUUGGGUUCUAAUUCUAAUCCCAUUGGCCCUUACCAAU
Lepisosteus oculatus (spotted gar) is the source of this 1315-nucleotide messenger RNA. RefSeq names its product C-C chemokine receptor type 4-like. The record is from RefSeq and is a predicted model, not a curated record. Gene Ontology annotation, biological process: immune response; calcium-mediated signaling; positive regulation of cytosolic calcium ion concentration. NCBI's taxonomy places the organism in Eukaryota, Metazoa, Chordata, Actinopteri, Semionotiformes, Lepisosteidae. Gene Ontology annotation, cellular component: external side of plasma membrane; membrane. Gene Ontology annotation, molecular function: C-C chemokine receptor activity; C-C chemokine binding.